This is a messenger RNA of Nylanderia fulva, 1518 nucleotides long. NCBI's taxonomy places the organism in Eukaryota, Metazoa, Arthropoda, Insecta, Hymenoptera, Formicidae. The record is from RefSeq and is a predicted model, not a curated record.
CUUCUUGGACGAUAUUUAGAAGUAUUAAAAUCAAUAGAACCGGCAAUACAAGAAUUACAAAUGCUAUUUGACCCGAAAUAUUAUGAUAUUGCUAUAAAAGCAGUAAAUAUAAUUGCUAAAUAUAAUGAAGACACAGAAUCAUAUGAUAUACCAUAUAAUGCUACAGCUAUGGGCACAUGUUUAAAAAAAUUAUGUAAGAUCUUAAUCAACGAAUUUAUUAAACAACAUGAAUACGAAAAACAAAAAUCAGCAAAAAAUUUUCUAAAGAUUUUAGAAGUCGAAUAUGGUAGUACCGUUAAUAAAACAGUUACAGAAAUACAGACUAGAAACAGUCGAAAGAAAAAAGUUAAUCUUCCGAAAACAUCAGAUAUCAAAAAGUUAACCAAUUAUUUAGAAGAAAUAAGAGUAUCUAGCAUGCGAGAAAUAAAAAAUAAAUUCACGUUUUGUGCUUGGAAAUCACUUGCUGAAGCAAUAUUAAUAAUGAUUCAAAUUUUCAAUCGGCGACGUGCAGGAGAGAUAGAAAGAGCUUACAUUGUUGAUUACAAAAAUUUCAUAAAAAUUACAAAAGAGGAUGAAUUAUAUAAAAGGUUACCACAAAAAGAAAAAAUAUCUGCUUUAAAGUACAUUCGUUUCACAAUUCGUGGCAAGCUAAAUCGGAACGUCCCAGUCCUUUUGAAUGCUAAAAUGAAAGAGGCUUUAGACAUAAUUUUAAGAUAUCGGAAAUUGGCAGGAGUAAGUUCAAAAAAUCCAUAUAUAUUUGGAUUGCCAGGUGCAGAUAAAAAACGAUUUAGAUAUUUAAGAGCGAGUAAAUUGAUGCGUGAAUUUGCUAAUCUAUGUGGAGCAGAGAACAAAGAAAGCUUACGUGGGACUAUUUUACGGAAAGACAUGGCAACAAAAUGUUCACACUUACCAGAUAGUGAAAUUUCUCUCAUUGCUGAUUUUAUGGGUCACCAUAAGGAUAUACAUAAAAAUAUUUACAGACAGCCUGUAGUAGAAUCUGAUAUUUUAAAUAUGGCCAAAAUUUUAGAGAAAACUCAAGAUAUAUCUACACAUAACACUGAUAUUGACACUACUAAUAAUACAAAUACUAAUACUACUAAUUCAAACAGUACAACAGAUGCUAAUACUUCAGAGAAUAGUAUUAACGAAAUUCAAAGCUUAGUUGAAGACGAAGCAUCAGAGAAUAAUUUGCCAAAGAAAAUUUUGCUAAAACAAAAAAAUGUAAAAAAACGCGCCAUAGAAAAUAUAAAUAAUUCAGAUGAAGAAUGUGCGCCAAAAAAGAAACGAUUCACACCUCCUUACGGAAAGACCAGAAGAAUACGUUGGACUUCUGAAGAAAAGCAAACAGCUUUAUUACUCUUCGAAACGAAUAUUAAUAAUUCUACUUUACCUUCGUUAAAGGAAAUAAUAUCCAAAACGCGCAAAAACAUUUUGAAAAAUCGACAGCCAGCAGCAAUAAAAACUUGGAUACACAAUCAAUUUCGCAAUAAAAUAUAAAUGUCAUUAAAUAAAAGAAAA